Molecule: messenger RNA, 3375 nt
Organism: Somion occarium
Lineage: Eukaryota; Fungi; Basidiomycota; Agaricomycetes; Polyporales; Cerrenaceae
Source: the annotation of a GenBank genome assembly
AAUAUUGUAUCAACUCAUACGAACAAGAAAUAUUAUUUUAUUCCCAAAAUGGAAACAUCAUUAAGCUUCACCUCCGCUGGUGUAAGUUCAUGCAUGCUACUCUCUUGAAAGUUUUUCCAACAGUUUACUGAGGAUUCCUUCCAUACUCUCUUGUGCCACUAGUUAGAUAUUGACAACUUAGUGCUCAGAGAACGUGUCCCAGACACCCUCCGAAAUGAGUGAGACGUUACUUGCAAUAUUUCUCGUAACGUCCAGUGCCAAGGGUUCAAGUCUUGUUUACCGCUGGCCUCCUUUACCUGAAGUACAACCUAGGCUUGCUCGUCCGAGACCCAAGGAUGACGUGGAGGGCACUCAUGCUGACAAUCCGUGGAGAGCGGCCAACAUGACAGAAGAAUUUCCAGCAGGCGUAUCACCACAUAUUGAACUAAAUUCGGAGGAUGAAGACGACUACGUGUGGAGGAGGCCCCGUGCACGCAGAGACAGGUCCCUAUCGUUCUCACAAUCCCGCUCCCAUCCCAACUCAAGACGUCCAUCUCCAUCUAAAGACCGAAAGGAUUCAUUCUCAUUGGAUCGUGUACAUGAGCACAUGUUGGAGGAUGAUGACUACACUCAAGUGCUUGGAUUCUCCUCAGAAUUUUUGGCUACCUUGUUAUGUCCACAACGGGCUAUGUGCCACCAGAAAUUCGAAUUGAUCGUUGAUGACCUUGCUUUCAUUGGCCAUCCUGUAUGUGUCGACGCGGAUGGAAUGUGGCGAUUUCAACCGGAGAAGGUCAAGACGGCUCCGAGAGGAAGAGGCUCGAAGAAAGGACAAUCACCUACUCAGGAAGAGACAUCUCUGACGCCCGAGAAAACAUCGAGAGAGAAACGAGAGACUGUCGAGGAACCAUGGCUUCAGACUUUCCACCUCGUCCUCGUUCUAGACCUUCCGGACCCUUCGUCUUCCGACUCCGGCAAUGUAUCCAAGUACUUUGACACCAUCUAUGAGCAGAUCGCGUUCCCUAUGGCUGCUGUCCUCUAUCAGGAGCAGGUGCUGAAUAACUUCGUCGAGGCAGAGUGUGAAGUGCUUGGUUCGCUAGAGAACGGUUGCAUAUCUAAAGGGGAACCCCUUGCCAACUUCAUGGCCGAGGCACCCAAGAAGUCUACUAUUGCGACUUCUAUGAAGGCGCUGUAUGAGUCAAUCAAGGAUAAUACCAUUGCGCGACUCACAAUCCACGAUUUCUCAUUUGAACUCCAAUUACCUCCUUAUCUCGAUGAGCUGCUACAUUACCAGGAAUACGCAAAUGAUGAUCACGCAGAACGCGAAGACGUCGAUGGAUUCGAAUCAUUUGAUGUCCAAGAAUGGGGGCCUGAGAUGAGCUUCGCAUGGCAUUUGCCCGCACUUGCGCCGUGGAAAAGCCUCCUACGUCUUGAUGAUGGAGAGCAAGGUUACGAGUUGCACAUGAAGUUACGUGGACCGCAGCUCAAUGCGGAGGAUAGAGAGCUUGCGGAACAGCUUCUCAAAUUUCUUGAUCUUGCGUCCAUCCACCUUUGUCUCGCAGACAUGGCCAGUCUACUUGAUUGGGAUCUUGAGACGCAGGUCUACCCAACCGUGCGAUGGCUAAUACAUCAUAGACGGGCCAAGCUAAUUGAUACCGUCCACCCUGGUCUCAAGACGCUUUUCAUCAUUGCCCCAAAGUUGCCUGCUCCUUUGGCGAGAUUGUCUGAAGAUUUCGCCAAGGUCUUUGGCCGAACCUCCGUUCCCCCUUUACCUAAGCUUCUCUCCAUGAUCACCGCACCGACAGAUGACCAAACAGCCAACCACUUCUACGCGAACGUCGUCAAGUCAAAGGAAUCGAUUCCUGUAUAUCAUGACGUCGUGGCCUGGUUGCUCAAGCACGACCUCCUCAUUAGUCUCCACCUCUAUAUCCGAAUUGUUGCUACCCAUGAAAUGAAGGACAAUAUGGCGCUUAAACGCUCGCGUGCUCUGGAGAAAAGGCGGAAGGACUUUGAAUCUUGUUCUGACGACGGCCCCAGCGAUGCAGGAGAGAAGUUGAUGCAAAUGGGAGCCAAAGAGAUCCCUCGCGAUAAGGGUGCAGUAUCAGAAUCCAGUCCAGUCGAUUACUGGGUAUCGAUGUCUCCAAAGAGUGCCCGAAGACAAACACGACACUUAUCGCCUGCACCUGCGCCGCCCCAUCCUCAGGAUGACCAUUCAACAUCUCAAGGCCCAUCAAGCGUCUCUGAGAAAGGAUACGGAGAUAUGGAUGAGGAAGACGAAGAAGAGGAUCCUGAAGAAGCUAUAUUUCGAGAGUUCGAUGCCAGUUAUGGGGAUAUCAGGCCUACUAUAAUCACGGAGCCUGGGAGGGCUACCGCAUUGGAAAACAUCUGGCUUGCGAUUAUGUCCGAAGGCAAGGAUCCGCAGAUUGUCAGCCGUUUCCAACAAAUCAAUCAGUAUUUUAAUGGCAAGUGUUCCGAAGACGAAAUUCUCUAUCGUGCUGAUAUAACUCGGAAACAAUUGCGAGAAGUUCUUCAUGAAUACGAAGAAUAUCUGCAAACCUUCCUACAUCCCGCCUAGAUCGCUAUUUCCUAUAGACCUUCUUCGUCUGGGUUUCGGUGCAACCAGCCUAGUAGCCGUGCCGCUUUUGAGCAGUCGAAGAAGCCUUGCCGCUUCUCAAUCUUCUUUCCACUCUUGAUUGGCACGCUCGGCCAAUAUUUGUCUUUCAGGACUCUAGAAUCUUCAUCGACAGAUGUGUCAGGUGCCGUGAUGAGGAAAGCCUCAUGACCCGACCAUGGAAGGUCAUCCUGCGUCACGGCUAACAAGAAAGCUUCCGCUCCGGAAUCCUCAUGAACAUAUCCCCAGAGAUCGUUCUUUCGUCUCUCUGGAUCCUGGCUUAGGUUGGCUAGCUUCUUAUUCGGCAAAGACCAGCUUAGCCGUAGACUGGCAAUGCGCAUUAAAGGAUAGCGGCGGACAAUUGUGUCGGCCUGUAAUUCUGCAAUUCUGUUUGAUAGUCUAUGGGUUGGACGAACCCGGUGCCGUGACGAACUGGUUCUACGCACAAUUUGGUAAGACCGUACGGUUCGUCUGGUCUGCAGGGAUGAUCCUCAUCAAGAGGAAGGUAGUCCAACAUCGGACCUUGACUCCAUACUAAUGUAACAACAUUCACGGUAGAGGCUUGUGCUACUCGCUUGAUUCCGAGCUGCAUAAAUGUUAUUGAACCCAUGAUUGAUUGUCAGUAGAAUACUGUACGUGCCUCAGCAGUAGCUCUCAGAACAUUCCAGGAUAUCACCACAUUGCUGUAUAUCCAUCAGUAAACCCCUCAACCACGCUGUCGUUAAACCUCACGUAUUAUGAGUGAUCGCGACGUAGUCCUCUGGAGUUGGAAUGGCGGCGAGUUGAAU